Molecule: messenger RNA, 5451 nt
Organism: Branchiostoma floridae (Florida lancelet)
Lineage: Eukaryota; Metazoa; Chordata; Leptocardii; Amphioxiformes; Branchiostomatidae
Product: nascent polypeptide-associated complex subunit alpha, muscle-specific form-like
Exons: 6
Coding region: 266-2620 (784 amino acids)
Biological process (GO): regulation of transcription by RNA polymerase II
Molecular function (GO): DNA-binding transcription factor activity, RNA polymerase II-specific; protein dimerization activity; RNA polymerase II cis-regulatory region sequence-specific DNA binding
Source: RefSeq, a predicted model, not a curated record
CUUUGCUCCACCUAUAUAGCGGCCUCUGAUUGGUCCAGAGGUUAAUGAGACAUCAAUCAACUCCCUCCAUGAAGAGCAUCGAUUUCCAGCACGCUCAGCGGCGAGCCUGUGUUUUGGUGUUUUUUCGGGCGAGCCUUCCUGGGUUCCUCCGCUUCUGCUCCAAAUUUCACCCAAAAGAGGCUCGUGUCGAGGUGAAUUGCGGAGGCAGAAGGAAGAUCGGGUCCUCCUGGAUGCUUCUCCGGUGUUCUUUGGUACAGAAAAGGCCAUGAGUUUGGAGACAUUGCUGCAGGCGGCGGAGUGGUUGGAGCUGCGGGCGCAGACCGGAGCACGUGAGGGAGAGGAGAAGUCAGAGAAACCAGAGCCAUGUGGGAUCAACGGAGACAGCGAGGAGGUAACCAGCGACGCCAGCGAAUCCCAAAAGGUAGAGGAAAGAGAACUCAAGCAAUCGCUGUCACCGUCUUCGUCGCAGCAGUCCGAGGAAGAGAAGGACGGCAAGCGGCGGAGUGGCGGAUAUGGGACCAGAGAAGUACACAACAAAUUAGAAAAAAAUAGACGAGCCCAUCUGAAAGAAUGUUUUGAGGUCUUGAAGCGCCACAUCCCAAAUAUGGAAGACAAGAAGACAUCCAACUUGUGCAUUCUAAGAAGUGCCCUUCGUUACAUACAGGCCUUGAAGAGAAAGGAGAAAGAGUACGAGCACGAAAUGGAGCGGUUAGCAAGAGAGAAGAUUGCCACGCAGCAGCGGAUAGCACAACUGAAGAUGGAGUUACGGGAAGAGCUGGACAACCAGGAGAAACCACCACCAUGGACACAGGACGACGACCAAGCAUCAACUUCUACAGCAUCAGAGGGUGAAGACAAUAUGAAGAUCAAUGAAGAUGAGGAGGAAAAGUUGUGGCACCCGACCGCCCUCACCUCGUCAGUGGGCGGAGCAACCGCAUCGGUUCCAAUGGACGUGUGUACCACGCUCCUUCCUACCAAGGACACGCCCUCUUACACAAUCCUCAAGAAACCAGCACUACAGCCUUACACCAUCAUCAAAGAAACCAGUCCGUUCCGCGUUCUGAAAAAGGACCAUGUCACGGCGAGCUCUACUACCGCAACAGAGAACGCACCAUCUACCGCGUCGAAACAGACCUCUGCUGGUUCGCCAAUACUUCCGCCGAAAAAGGCCAACGUGUCGUACACGAUUUUCAAAGAGGUGUUGCCGUCACAUACCGUUGUAGGCAAGACGACAGCACCUUAUACUGUUGUAAAGGAAACGACGUCUUCGUACUCACUAGUGAGAGGGACAGCACCUUAUACGGUGAUUAGUAAAACGACAAUUCCCUCUGUUACUAUCAAGGAGCCUAGUCCGUUGUAUAAUCAUGUGAAGGCUGCAACUGUCCCCUACACGAUUAUCAAGGAUGGGACUGAAGCCGCUACUGCAGCAACUGCCACAAAAAGAGUAUCCUUCUCCGUAGUAACAGAAGUGAAGCCGACAACACAAGCGGUGCCGAAUGUCAUAGGAAAAGAGAAACCCAUUGCUGCAUCCAGUGCUGCUAGCAGUGCAGCUGGCCCGCCAUCUAUACUGAGACAAGGUGCCCUUCAACCAGUUUUCGUGAAUAAAGAAAGUACUAUGGCGUUUCAGACAUUACCGCAGCCUCCGGUCGAGGUCCGAGUAGCACUGGCUCCGGCACCCGAAGUCAGGAUGCAAACCAUGGUAAAAGAACUCACUGCCAAUCAACCUGUCACCAAGGCGACAUCUCUGCCCAAUAAGGCUGUGAAGAAGACCACGGCUGUGGGAAUACAGGCCACACCCGAGGAGUUGUUGGAAAGGAAACCGCAGGAGGAUGAACCGCCAAGGAGACCUGGUCCGAGUAUGGCCAGUAUCGCAAUACAGGCGUCGCUGCCCAGCGAACCAACCAAGCCCGAGCACCUCAGUAGACCAAGUAUGAACCACACUGCCGUGCAGGCCUUCCACCCAAGCCAGUUCCAUGUGGUAGCCGCUCAUGAUGCCAGAACUGAACACGGUUUACAUCCCGCGGUUUCAAUCCCUCACCUGGGCACUUCUCACUCUGGUAUUGGACAUCCAAGUCUGCCCCCCACCCAGCCCAGCAUUGCCAACCUAACUCGCAUGACGCCCAUCACUCUGGCCUCCCUGUACAACACUCCCACUGUAACCUACACCACCCCUAUCACCAUUACUCCCUACAUUUCUCCAACCAUGACCCUGACCUCGCUGCGACCCCACGCGGUCCCGCACGGAUCGUUACACUCGUUCAUUCCACCCACCAUCAUUCCUACCCAACUUGGUGGUACCGCGGCGGCAGCCAUUCCCCUAAGCAUCACCACCCAGCGCUUGCCCAUGUCCGCGCCGCUACUGCCGGCCACCAUCGCGCGAAUGGCCCUCCCAGCAAACUCGCUCUCCUCACACAUCUCCCCUGUUACCAUGACAACCCGGUUCUCGCCCGUCCCAGUCUCGGCCAACGUACACCCAGCCGUGCACCCGGCCAUGGCGAAACCCCCGGGUCAGGCUGUCGCAGGACAGACAAUGGCAGCCAUAUCAGUUCCCGCGCCAGUCCUUACAGUCGCAUCGUUUGUAGCACCUACACAUACUGUAACCACUACCAAGAAUCUAUGAUGAAGGUCCUUUAGUAGGUAUUUUUAUGGUCUUAAUGAAGCAAUAGUGUGGUACAAAUGUAUUUGUAAAUGGUAAAUGAAUUUGAGUGAGUUGGUGGGUGGGAGUUCCAACAAGUGAUAGAAGCCAGUGUGUUCAUAUUGCAUCAUCAGAAUGUCAAAUUUUAUAAAGACAUGUAAUAGUUGCAAGGCUAUUGACUUAAUUAAUAUAUGUACAUAGAUGCAACAUCUCUUUAAACAAAUUGUUAAAGCUACAAAUGUGAAAAAUGUUAUUUUCUUAAUAGGCAUCUGUAUCAUGAGAGGUUUUUUGUCCCCAAUAUUGCCUACUUUCCUCAUUUAUUGGCUAUGACUGUUUUCUUCACAUGAAAAAUCUUCCCAAAAGUUUGGUCCCAUUACUCCCAUAGUUUCAUUCGAAUUCAUCUAGAAAAAGUAGAUCCAGCGUGAGUGCACUCCAUUGAAAUUACUGGACGUUUUGCAGCACAAUAGUUAUUGUUACAAAAUGUUUUGCCGCGCAACAAACACAGUCUGUGUUUCUCUGUACAUGUACCUUGAAGCCCAAGCAUGGUGUGUUUAACAUAUGGGGGGAUAUCAAUAAGUUCUCUGCCUCAUACAAAUUUCGUUGCACAACUUUGUGGUAUGAAGCCUUUUAUCAAUAUCCUCCAAAUUUCAAAUCAUUGCAAUCAUUACUUUCCAGGCUACGUCUUUUUGAAAAUCAGUAGGAAAGUGGCGAGAGAAACAAGGGUGAACAGACGUGUGGUUCAAGUUCCCAAUGCCGUAAACUCUUUAAAAGACAUUUUCAAAAUGUUUCAUAAUGAUUCUCUUACCAUUUCAAGUAAAAAGGAGCGGGUAUUUGACUUUCAGCAGAGCAAGUUGACCCGCACACUCCAGGUCGCAGCUCAAUUGUCGACUCUUUUUCCUUCUCUCUUACCUAAUGUUACUGGGUGUAGCCUGCAAAGUAACGAUCAGAAUGAUAUGAAUUUUGGUACACAUUCAGAAAAGACUUUAUACUUGACGUCUAUGCUUCAAAAUAUUUUGCUUAUUGAUCAACCCCUGGUAUAUACAUCACAGUUGUAGUAAUCAGUUGCAUCAUUUUGGAUAUUCAUGGCUUGAGGCACAAUGUUUAUAUUAUUUUUAUGGCUGCUAUAAGACUUCCCUUUUACUAAGGUGUUACAGAAGACCAAAUACCUUUGAGCAAACUAGCCUUCUGAGAACACUUAUAGCAAUACCAAUGAUUUCACCGACUGGCAAGGCAUUAGCCUGAUUAAAUCUCCCUGUAUAGCAGCCUGCCAGCCUCCUCUGAGGGGAGGGGCCAGUUACAACCCUGACAACAGAGUGUGUGUUACACAAACUAGCAAGGGUUAUGCUGAAAUUAAGAUGUGCACUUCAAAAUGCGCACUUCAUAGCACUCUUCCCAGGAUUGAAAACCAGGAAAUGUUUGUUAAAUAAUACUAGUAUGCAAAUUCACAAAUGAAACAAAAGAUAAUGAACCGUGUGUGAAAGAAUGGCCUAACUUGUCCUUGGCACUUACAAAAUACAGACUUUUUAGUUACAGACAGAUAUCAUUCAGCUCAGAUAAACUUUUUGUUGAAAUACAACAGUAGUGUUUGUACAGUUUGUAUCUAUUUUUAUUAUUGCCGGAAGUUUUCUUAGUAGAAAAUUGUCCUCAAGCCAAUUUCUUUGGAUAAAAAUUCCACUUACAGUUGUGUUCUGUAGCAUUCUGAAUACACUGAAAUGCAAUUCAAACUGUACAUUGUGAAAAUUAAGAACAGAUUCCUUUGCCCAACAUGGCAACUACAUUGCACAUUCAUAUUUGAAAUACAAAUGUAUCAGAAAGCCUGUAGAAUUGUUUUGUAUUUGCCUGAUACAUGCAAUCAUGUUGAGGUCACCUAGGUAACCUAGCUAUGUUGAAGGUAACAUAGUUAUUAUAAAUUAUCUUGUCAUAACCUGAAAAUGAAGAGUAUCUGCUCUUUGUGGUUUCUCAUUGAGUUGCCUAUUUCUACGAAAAUAUGACAAAUUUGUAGGGGGAGGGGGGCAGAAUAUCCAAUACCAGGUUUGCCCAAUCAAAGUCAAAGGGUAACAAUAGGGUACUAGUAUGUCCAAUUCAGAAAAAAUGGUGUUAUUGGGUAACAUUACUGACUUGGAGGUAGUCAACUAUUUAGUACAUUUCAGUCAAUUAGCAUAACGAGUAUUUUCCAGAGUUGUCAAGCACAUGUAACAAUAUAAGAGUAGUGUGGUGGAUUUUGCUAUGGUGUAUCACAAUAUACAGAUGUGCAUGUGGGAUGUGUAUAUAUCAUUUACAUAUAUGUAUAAAAAUACACUUAUAUUACUGUAAUUAGAAAAUGUAUCAUGACAUAGAGGCAUUUUUUAAAAAGAAAAUGCAAGAUGAUUCGAAAGAGUGUAUAUCUCUUGCCUUAUCAUGUACAAUGUACAAAAAUUCUAUUUUCUCUCAUAUCUAAGUUAUAUCCGAUCCCCUUGUUUUUAUCCAUGGCCCUCUAUGAAUAUGUUUACAUUUAGAGAGUAAAAUGGAUACAAUAGUCCAUAUAUGAAGAGACAUAUAACUCUCUGUUCACCGUUUCAUGGUCUUUUUUCCAUGUCUGUUGUUAAGGUGUAUUUAAAAAGAACAGACCAAAUCUGGUAUGAUUUGUAUGAUAGUUGUUUUUGUCACUCUGUUGAUGAUAAUUCUUUCCUGUCCUUCUUGCCUAUUUUCUAUUCAUGUAAAUGUGAUUGUGAAUAUUAUUAAUGUUACAUAACUAUGGAUGGAGGCUGAAACUGAUCAUGCUUUCAUAAGUGUUCAUGUCAAAACUGGAAAAAUUAAAGAACUCUUUGUUUUCGAAA